Pollicipes pollicipes is the source of this 2267-nucleotide messenger RNA. RefSeq lists its product as uncharacterized. The record is from RefSeq and is a predicted model, not a curated record. The transcript is spliced from 6 exons. Bases 1 to 1164 code for a protein of 387 amino acids. NCBI's taxonomy places the organism in Eukaryota, Metazoa, Arthropoda, Thecostraca, Pollicipedomorpha, Pollicipedidae.
AUGGUGUCUGCGGCGGGUCGAGUGGUACGGGCGGCGACGCUGUUCUGCUGGCUGCGGCUGGGCCUCUUCCAGCCGGCGCCCGACUACGCGGGCGCCAUCUUGUCGCUGGAGACGCUGCCGCCGUCGGAGAGCGAGUCGGAGCCGACGGCCGUCGUGGGCGACGAGGAGUGGCUGCUCAGGCGCGAGGACGAGCGACGGCGCCUGGCGAUCAUCCAGCGUGACAUCCUGAACAUGCUGCAGCUGCCGUGCAUCCCUCAGCGGCCGCCGGACGCGGCGAUCCUCCGCUCCGACCCGGACCGCAUGAGGCUGAUGCUGCACCGGCUGCAGAGCGAGACCCGGUCCGACGGCAGGGAUCUGCUGAAGAGCGCGCAGAGCUUCUACCCAUCCUGCGACACCGCAAGCGACUGGCAGGAGGUCGCGGACGCCUUCUCGCUGCCCGUGUUCUUCGACACGAGCGGCCUGUUCCGCACGCUGCCCGAGCUCGCCACCGUCGACAUCGCGCAGCUGCGGAUCUUCAAGCGCUCUUCCCCGAACUUCAGGCGGCCCCCCCGGUCGAUCAGGGUGGGUCCGUCCUGGCUGGUCGACGCUGCUGUGAUGGUGUCCGUGUUCCCGGGCUGGGCGCCGCGCGUCGCAGGGGAGGCGAUGAACCGGAGCCACGCGCUGGACACGGUGGUCGUGACGGCGGCGACCGAGGGCUGGCUGAGCCUGGACGUGCGCGCCGCCGUGCAGCAGCGCCCCCUCAGCGGCGGCCACCGCUUCCUGCUGACGGUGACGCAGGCCGACGAAGCCGGCCGCCCGCUGCCGGCGGCGCGCUUCUUCCACAACUUCACUUGCGACGCAGCCAUUCCCACGGGCCCGGUGCCGGGGCUGCUGCUACGUGGCCCGGACGGAAUUGAGGACGUCUCGGAGGAGCGCCGCUACCCGGUGCUGGACCUGGAGACCUCGCAGGAGCCGCGGGCCGAGCCGGGCGACGGGCCACCGCCGGCCUGGGACGGCAUCGUCCGGCCGAUUCCCGUGCCCAAGCCCUGCCCACCUCCGACGGGCGCUCCGCCGCCGCCGCCGACGUGGCGGCGAGGCAUAUACGGCAGCGGUGCGAGACCUCGUCGCCACGGCCGGCGCCGCAGCGCGCGCGGCGGACGCCCGCGGCGCGACGCCGGUCGCUGACGACGGUAUAGGUGGCAGCACCGGGCGGCGCCUCGUCGGCUCCCGUUUGCCGGCGCCAGUACAAACACGUCGCGGCGCCGCGAGAGGACGAUCCCCUUCAGAGGCGGCCGCGGAGUUCCCGCUGAGCUCUGAAGAGCGGCCACCUUCAGAGUUCUUGGUUCUUAUCCCUCAGCCCACUGUCUGGAGACUGGUAACCUUCGCGCCGCGGGGUCCUCUGGUCCAGCUCUGCAGCUCAAGAGCCUGGAUGCCCGCGCGUCAUGCAUCGUUCAGCUCCCAAGCCCAGCAAAGGGCUCCCACCCGCAAGAAGUGUGCGGAGCCUGCCGGGCGCUGGAGACCGAUUGAAGAAGCAGCACGAGUUGUACGCUUGUGCCCGCGGCCACGCCUUGCGUUGAUCACCGCAGCUCAUCUGGGUAACUGUGCGGAGUGGAGGCCAUAUCAUUUGAAUGUUGUUUUUUUGUACGCUUGUGGAACGGAGAACAAGCUGCUGGAUGCAGUGUUCACCACGCGUGGAAGAAGCGUCGCCGCUGACUUUUGGUGUGCAUGAAUAGUGCACUCGCGCUAGGUUUGGAUUACUGGUGGCAACCGUCGAGUGCUUAAACAGGAAGCGCGGAAGAGGGUUGUAUCCGUUUUGUCGUCGUUACGAAUCAUAUUGCCUGCACCAAGGUUAUGCCUACGUCUUUGAUUGGGCGUCAGCCAAGCUCCGUCUAGCUUUUCGUCAGCUUUGGUUGAGCUCUUCACCUGAGCGUGGUAAUUGCUGUCGUGUCACUUUUUUGUCGUGCGUGUCCGAUGUUUUCCUUUCGGAACAAGCAUGUGAGCAAGAAGUGUGGAUGUUUAUCUGCACCGUUCGAAGUUCGAACCGUGGUGCCGUCUGACAUGCAGGGAUAUCCAAUAUGAGCGAAAAACCAACGGAUGAUCUGACCUGUGCAUAUCCUCUGGGGCAAAUUCCGGUCCUGGAUCUGCCGAGAGCGUGUCAAUCGUACUUUCGUGUCCAGUCAUGCUUUGGCAUGCUAUUGUAGCACCUGCGCUCCCGUCCACGGCGUGGGCGUGAGAAUGCGUGUACCGCCCGGUGCCCACUGCAGAGCAGCGUCCCGAGUCGCGGCCCC